ACUCGAGCUCAAGUCCAGCUUGUGGAUACUAUCGUUUUUUCCUGAAUCGAAGAAAAAUGAUAUCAAAAUAAAGAACCACAGGAUAAGAAGAGUGGAAGUUCUCCUUUAAUGAUCAGACUGGAGUGAAGUGAAGUCAGGAAUAUGUCUCAGAGCUGCCGUCUGCUCACUGGUUUCUGUCUGAGCUGCGUUGGAUGGGUUGGGAUCAUCAUCGCCACCUCCACCAAUGACUGGGUGAUGACCUGUAAGUAUGACAUGAACACCUGCAAGAAGAUGGACGAGCUGGAGUCCAAGGGCUUGUGGGCAGAGUGUGUGGUCUCCACCUCUCUGUACCACUGCAAGGCGCUCAACCAGAUCCUCACCCUGCCCGCUCAUGUGCAGGUGGCGCGCGCGCUCAUGCUCUCCGCCUGUCUGCUCGGUCUGCCCUCCGCUCUGCUCGCGCUGCUGGCGGCGCCCUGCGUCACUCUGAACGACGAGCACGAGGGGACUAAGCGGAAGCGCGCGAUGCUCAGCGGAGCGCUCAUGCUCAUCAUGGCUGUGUGUGGGACAGUGUCCACCGUAUGGUUCCCCAUCGGAGCUCAUCAUCAAGACGGCCUGAUGUUGUUCGGCUUCUCUCUUUAUGCGGGAUGGUUAGGCUCCGUCCUCUGCUUCCUGGGGGGCUCUGUCAUGACCUGCUGCUCGGGGGACGAUGCUCCAGCCCAGAGGCCCGAGAACCGUUUCUACUACUCCAAACAGAGCGGCCUGUCCAACUCAGUCCAGGCUACUAACAACCAUGCCAAGAGUGCACAUGUGUGAGAGCGGAGAUGUGGACUGGACUGGACUUCAAACAGGCUCUUCAACUGAAGGAGGGAAUGUUCUGCCUUUCUCUCUCAACACAGAUGGACUUACACACAUAUGGAUAGGGGAGUUUCUGCUGCCCUGGUUUGAUCGCAACCAUGCACAGAUCUAACACUCUGACUUGAUCAAAGUUUCUCAUUCCAGUCUGGACACAUCUUCAGAUGGACCUGGAAAAACAGGCCAAGAAGAAAACCCACUAUUUCUCCUCCCUUUGUCCUCCCUAUAACGCAUAGCCCUUUUUGUUCUUUGCUUUGUUCGUCUGUUAUUCAGAGUAAUUUGCGUUAGUCUUGCACCAAGCAGUGUUUAUUUGUAAUGCAUCUCUGUCUGCUCUGGUAAGAAAUCAUCAGCCUUUUUCUUCUUUUUGUUUCUUUCACCUGGCCUUGUGAUAUAUAGACAGACAGCAGACAGGCAGGAAGCCAGAGGCCAGGUGUCUUCUCCAUGUUUUUUCCUGCAAAAGCUCUUCCCUCCAUCCUGCUCAAAGACUCUCAGGAAAUCUGGUGGUAGGGGUGGGCAAUAUGGCAAAAAUAUUGUUUGACCAUAUGUAAAGGGGUGGGCGAUAACCUCACAAUACUCACAAGACAUUUUUACGAUACACUGUAAGUAGCAAAACAAUUUUUAGUUUACGCCAGAAGAGGGCAACCCAAACAUUAAAAAGAGCCAUAACCGAAAUCAAACCACCUUGGGAGCCACAACAUUUUAUGUCCAUUUUACCAUCUUGGCUGUAAUUAUGUCUCAGUAUGUGCUGAUGUGCUUGUAUAGUCUAAAAAGUAUAUUAUAAAUGAAAACACAGACUUAAGCUUUA
Pygocentrus nattereri (red-bellied piranha) is the source of this 1636-nucleotide messenger RNA. It is a transcript of the gene cldn11b, whose product is annotated as claudin 11b. The record is from RefSeq and is a predicted model, not a curated record. Gene Ontology annotation, cellular component: bicellular tight junction; plasma membrane. The coding region runs from base 142 to 792 and encodes 216 amino acids. Gene Ontology annotation, molecular function: structural molecule activity. Gene Ontology annotation, biological process: cell adhesion; bicellular tight junction assembly. The transcript is spliced from 3 exons. NCBI's taxonomy places the organism in Eukaryota, Metazoa, Chordata, Actinopteri, Characiformes, Serrasalmidae.